Molecule: messenger RNA, 661 nt
Organism: Physcomitrium patens
Lineage: Eukaryota; Viridiplantae; Streptophyta; Bryopsida; Funariales; Funariaceae
Product: photosystem I reaction center subunit IV, chloroplastic
Biological process (GO): photosynthesis
Cellular component (GO): photosystem I reaction center; photosystem I
Source: RefSeq, a predicted model, not a curated record
GCUCAAUUGCACUUGCACAGUGAGAGUGUGUGUGUGUACCGGUUGCUGCAUCGUAGCAUCUGCGCCUCCCUCCUUCCCUACCUCUUUCCCCUUCAGCAUCCUGCAGCAGCAGCAGCAGGUGUUGCUGCUCAUCUCGCUUUUCACAGCCUACCUCCGUAGCCAUGUCGACCGCUGUGUCCAGCUUUGUGGGGGUUGCGUCCAACGCUGUGGCCGCCACAGGUGCGGCUACCUCUUCCAUGUUCUCCACCAAGGUGCCGUGCAGACCCCUCAGCAUGGUGGUAUCGGGGCGCAACUCUGCAAGGUUGGUUGUGAGAGCGGAGGAAGCCGCCGCAGCCCCCCCUGCGAAGAAGGAGGCCCAGCCUGUCAUUGGACCUAAGAGGGGCAGCAUUGUGAAGGUUCUCAGGCGAGAGUCAUACUGGUUCAACGACACAGGCAAGGUUGUCGCCGUUGAUCAGGCACCAGGAGUAAGAUAUCCCGUAGUUGUGAGAUUUGAUAAAGUUAACUAUGCUGGUGUGUCCACCAACAACUACUCCCCUGAUGAGCUUGAGCAGUCUGCCUAAACUCUCUGUAACUUUCUCAUGUCUUUGCCUUAAGAUAUACUCGCUGAGAAUGUAUUUAUAAAUGUUACUAUCUUAUUUUUCGCGAUAGAUACUGUGAAUCA